AUGGAGUCGUUUUAUGAGUUCGCGCCUCAGCCCGGCCCCCGCUGCCUUCUACUACACCUCCUGCUGCUGCUGCUGCUGCUGUCAACCCCGGAGCUGGGCCCGAGCUAUGCUGGAGCCGAAGAGACCGACUGGGUUCGAUUGCCUAGCAAAUGCGAAGUGUGUAAAUAUGUCGCCGUGGAGCUGAAGUCUGCCUUUGAGGAAACUGGCAAGACCAAGGAAGUGAUUGACACAGGCUAUGGCAUCUUGGACCGGAAGGCCUCUGGAGUCAAGUACACCAAAUCGGACUUACGGUUAAUCGAAGUCACUGAGACCAUCUGCAAGCGGCUCCUGGACUAUAGCCUGCACAAGGAGAGGACCGGCAGCAACCGGUUCGCCAAGGGCAUGUCAGAGACCUUUGAGACUCUACAUAACCUGGUGCACAAAGGAGUCAAGGUGGUGAUGGACAUCCCCUAUGAGCUGUGGAACGAGACCUCGGCAGAGGUGGCCGAUCUCAAGAAGCAGUGUGACGUGUUGGUGGAAGAGUUUGAGGAGGUGAUCGAGGACUGGUACAAAAACCACCAGGAGGAGGACCUGACAGUGUUCCUCUGUGCCAACCACGUGCUCAAGGGAAAGGACACGAGUUGCCUGGCAGAGCAGUGGUCUGGCAAGAAGGGGGACACAGCCGCCCUAGGAGGGAAGAAGUCCAAGAAGAAGGGCAGCAAGGCCAAGGCCUCCGAUGGCAGGAGCAGCAGCAGCAAACAGAGGAAGGAGCUGGGUGACCUUGAGGGAGACCCCAGCCCCGAGGAAGAGGAAGGCAUCCAGAAGGCAUCACCCCUCACACAUAGUGCCCCUGAUGAGCUUUGA
Messenger RNA from Chrysochloris asiatica (Cape golden mole), 843 nucleotides. It is a transcript of the gene CNPY3, whose product is annotated as canopy FGF signaling regulator 3. The coding region runs from base 1 to 843 and encodes 280 amino acids. Lineage: Eukaryota; Metazoa; Chordata; Mammalia; Afrosoricida; Chrysochloridae. Gene Ontology annotation, cellular component: endomembrane system. The transcript has 6 exons. Gene Ontology annotation, molecular function: signaling receptor binding. The record is from RefSeq and is a predicted model, not a curated record.